AUGACUCUUUAUUCCGCAACUUUUAAAGAUACACUUGACUUAUCAGUGUUUAAACAAGGAGAGUUAGGAGAGGUCGAAUUUAAGAACGAUCCUAUCUCAGUCAAGUUUAUUUUUCAAGGUGAUGAUGAUGAAGGUUUGUACCUUGUCUUUUCAGAUUUUUCUGAUCAUCCAAGUGACAACCCAUACGAAAUUAAACUAACUCUCGUAGCAGGAGAAGAAUUUCAUAAAGAUUUUAUUCAAUAUAUCAAUCCGCAGUUUGAAUACAGCUUUGAACUCUACUAUGAAGAUUUACAAAAAUAUCAGGAGAAAUAUUCAUCUAAUUUAGACUUCCAAAUCGAAAUCCAAGAGCUAGAUAAAGAAAAUUGCAGCACAUUACCAAGCGAGAGAUCUUAUAUGUUCGAUUACCCAGCUGACAGAAUUGAAAAGGAUUUCAAAUACGAUUUUAAGUAUGCUGAUUACGAAUUCUCAUUUCUUCUUUACCUAGUUUCUUACGGACGUGUUCAUUUAUCAUUCCAACUCAAUAAUGCAGGAUUUUCCAAGCGUCUUACCGUUGUUUAUUCACUCAAAGUCGCUGGAUAUCACUGCAAGAGCGCAAAAAUGAAAUUUAAUUCGACAACUCUUACAUGCGAUGCAGAACAGAUCUCAAAGUCCGAUUGGGAUGAACUAAAGAAGCGUGCAACCAACGGACAAAUCCCAUUUGUCAUCGCAAUCAAACGCACAACAGAAUCCGAGGAAAUUGAAGACGAAGACGACUUCAUGAGCUUGCCAAACGAUACCACUUCAUACUCCGGCCACGACAACACCUAUUCUUACUCAAACAGAUCGUAUUACACUCCACAAACGAAUUAUGCUGUUUCUACAGUUUCCUCCAAGGACGAAACCGGUUUUGUUGGUCUCCACAACCAAGGCGCCACAUGUUACCUGAACUCUCUCCUCCAAACUCUCUAUACUUUGCCAGCAUUCAGAAAAGUUGUCUACGAAAUGCCAACAACAGGCACUGAGGAUGAGAAGAAAUCCAUUCCUCUUAACCUACAGCGCCUCUUCUGCCAGAUGCAGCUCAGAAAAGAGCCAUGUUCCACAAAGGAAUUGACAACAUCUUUCGGAUGGGGCUCUACAGAGACAUUCAUGCAGCACGAUGCACCAGAAUUCAACAGAGUCCUCUUGGAUAACCUCGAAAUGAAGCUAAAAGGCACACAACUCGAAAAUUCUAUCGCAGAUCUCUUCAAAGGCCAAUAUCGCAAAUACAUCAGGUGUAAGAAUUAUCCAUACGCUUCAACACAUGACGAAACAUUCUACGAAUUACAAAUGGUCGUUAAAGAUUGUCCGAAUUUACAAAAAUCUUUCGAAAAGUACAUAGAGAAAGAGAUUUUGGAUGGAGACAAUCAAUACAACGUCGAAAGCCAUGGCAAGGAAGACGCAGAAAUGGGUAUUGAGUUCGUAAAAUUCCCACAAGUCCUUCAACUCCAUUUGACACGUUUUACAUACGAUUUUAAUUACGACAGAAAUGUAAAACUUAACGAUAAGUUCGAGUUCCCCGAGGAAAUUGACUUAUCUCCUUAUUUGGCCGAAGAUGCGGACAAAUCCAAAUCGUACGUCUACCAGCUCCACGAUGUUGUCGUCCACAACGGAUCUGCCACCUUCGGACACUACUACGCCUUCAUCAGACCUUCUGCCGAAGAUCAAUGGUACAAAUUCAACGAUUCAACUGUUUCCAAGUCGACCAAGGAGUCAGCCAUUGACGAUAACUUCGGUGGAGAGUCCGAAACAACCACUUAUUCGUCCUCAAACUACUAUAAUUACUGGGGAGGCGGAUCCAGCGGCAAAUCGUACUCCGCUUACAUGUUAAUGUACAUGAGGAAGGAUGCCGUGCAGAAUAUCUUCGAGCCAAUCCCUGACGAAGCCGUUCCAGAGCAUUUGAAAGAAUAUAUGAACAAAAAACCAUCCGAAACCUACUCCAGUUCACUUGAUUUGAACUCUGUUGAUAUCACAGUCACAACAGAAGACGAUUUCGAGGAAGGAACCCUUUUGAUGAAGAAAGUUUUCGCACAAAAGGACGAUCCACCGAAAUUGGAGGCUGAUAAUUCAAUUUCCACCCAGGAACUCUACGAAAAGAUCGCAAAUCUCCUCAAGAUCGACGUAGAUGAGUUCAGAUUGUGGAAACAAUCUUAUUAUCUUUUGCCACAGACAUUAAUUAGCAGAUCCGAGACCAAGAAGAUCGAUUUCACAUAUUCAACAGCCCAAGUCUUUGUCCAGAAGAAAUCCAAGGAAGAUCCAGUCGAAAUUCCAGAAGAUGACAUUGUUGUUUACACCAAGUUCUUCUUCCCGUUCGACCAAUCCAACAACAAGGUCCAAUACAUCGGCAGUUUCCAGAUAAACCGCGAAUCUCCACUCAAAAACCUCAUUAAAAUGGUCAAUGAAAAACUUGGCCUCCCAGAGGACACAGAACUCCAAGUCUACGCCGAAUCCAUCGACAAGAAAGCCGCAAUUCUCGACAACGCGCUCACUCUCGACAAUUUGAGCGUAAACAUGGGUUCUGUCCUCAUUUUCCAGCAAAACCCUGAAAAAGAACAAAUUUUGCCAAGUAAAUUUGUCAAAAAGUCAAUUUCUGACAGUCAGAAAGGCGAAGAAAGUGAAGUGACCGAUCAUACCAUUCCUAUUAUCUUUGCCGGCGAUCAAUCUGUUGCUGUUACUGCAAACAAGUAUUUCAUUAUGUAUCAUGAAGUUUUGGAGUAUCAAUUUUACGAUGUACACGAUUGUUCCAAGUGCAUUGCGAUAUUGAAAUUCCCAACUGAUAUAUUGUUCACUGAUCUCUACAAGUACAUUGCCAAUUCAUCGUUGUUUGACUACGAUAUUGACAAAGACAGCAUUCUUUUGUACAGAGCAAAUUAUUCCAAUGAAGAAAAACCAAGUACAGAUCCAAUUGACACUUCCUACUUCACUACACCGAAAACAACUCUUUACUCCGGCCAGAACAAGAGAUUGUUCUUCAGAGUAAUCAAGGGAACUCCGCAGAAGGAUUACGCAAACAAACUCUGCAGAAGAAUUAUUUAUUCGUCAGAUUUGUCAAAAAUUGACAUUGACGAUUAUUUCUUAUUUGACAAGGCAUCUGACACUGUUGGCAAAGUUGUUCAAGAACUUGUUUCUAGAGGAACGAUUCCUGACAUGGAAUACGACAUUAUUAAGAUGGGAUACUACAGUUCCAUGGAAGGAUUCCUUCAACUGGAAGAAACAUGUUCUCAGUACUACAACACAGUGAUUAGAAUUCAACCGAAAGUUGCUGAUAAAUCUAAGUUUGUUUUCGUGGAAGUAGGAGAGUUCAUGAACUCUAUGUACUACUUCAGUCCAUCGAGAAAUGGAAUAUGCUACUUGGUUGAUGACGCAAAGACAAAUGAGGAAAUUCUCGAUGACAUUUUAGCGAAAUUGCAAAUUCAAAAUAAUCCGAAAAAGUUCAGAUUGAAUUUCAAGGCAAAGGAAGAUCCAAUGGCAAAGAACAUCCAGGUGUCGCAGUUCAAGGAUAGUUUGAAGAACGGCGCAUCUUUAUACAUUGUUGAGAAAUCAAAGAACUCAGCAAAACUCUCUGCUUCAAAUGAAUCUAUCAAAAUCUAUAAUUAA
Messenger RNA from Trichomonas vaginalis G3, 3612 nucleotides. Its product is annotated as ubiquitinyl hydrolase protein. Gene Ontology annotation, molecular function: cysteine-type deubiquitinase activity; cysteine-type endopeptidase activity. Gene Ontology annotation, cellular component: cytosol; nucleus. Gene Ontology annotation, biological process: protein deubiquitination; regulation of protein stability. The record is from RefSeq and is a predicted model, not a curated record. NCBI's taxonomy places the organism in Eukaryota, Parabasalia, Trichomonadida, Trichomonadidae. The coding region runs from base 1 to 3612 and encodes 1203 amino acids. The transcript has a single exon.